Triplophysa rosa is the source of this 3702-nucleotide messenger RNA. It is a transcript of the gene aplf, whose product is annotated as aprataxin and PNKP like factor. Gene Ontology annotation, molecular function: 3'-5' exonuclease activity; protein binding; DNA-(apurinic or apyrimidinic site) endonuclease activity. Gene Ontology annotation, biological process: double-strand break repair. Gene Ontology annotation, cellular component: nucleus; site of double-strand break. Bases 299 to 1741 code for a protein of 480 amino acids. The transcript has 11 exons. NCBI's taxonomy places the organism in Eukaryota, Metazoa, Chordata, Actinopteri, Cypriniformes, Nemacheilidae. The record is from RefSeq and is a predicted model, not a curated record.
ACCUCAGCAUACCCGUUCUCACUUCCGAGUCCUCAUGCAUGCUUAUUUUUGUGGGCUGUAAUGCACUUUUAAAUUAUUCUGAUUUUAAACAGUUAUCGUGCGCUGCAAAAUAGGAUCACAAGUUACAACAUUUGAGAAUUGGGACCUAGAAAAAAGUUGGAAAAGCUUCUGCAUGCAUGCAUGUUUACACGGCGCAUGGUCAUGUUGAGAUUCACCGGAAGUCUUCAUUCACUAAAAAUUAUUAAUUCAACGCACAAUGCAUACAUAAUUCAGUCUAUGUGCAUGCAGGAUCGUGAAGAUGCCUGGCUUUGAGUUGGAGCAGGUGGACGGUGGCCCUCCGAUAGAUCUGCCCUAUGGAGAGACUGUCCUGGGGAGAGGACCAUUUCUGGGUGUGAGUGAUAUGAGGGUAUCGAGAAACCACGGCGUACUGGAGAACCAGAAGGGUGACCUACGCCUGAAGCCUACACACCUGAACCCGUGUUUUAUUCAGACGAGCAUUGUGGCCACCCCUCAACCGCUGGAGAAGGAUGUCUGGCACUAUCUCCGGGAAGGUGACAUCUUCUCUCUCAUGCCUGGAAGGUACAUUUACAGAGUGCACGUCAAGCAGGACGACAGAACCCCCAGAAACAGUCGGGGGUUUGAGGAGGAGAUGGAUAUGAAGGAGUGUUUGCCCAGACCAGCAGAGCCCUGUGAAGACUCCGCCACACUUGAGGGCGAGAACGACGUACCCGUGACCCAGAACUCCACGCUCACAGGAAGUGAAAAACAGGGUGGUUCUGCACCCCCUGUGAGCUCUCUCAAUGAGUCACCCGCAAUGUGUCAAAAAAGCGAGCCUUCUCUGCCGCAAAAGAAGCGCGUCUUGCCAGACUGGAUGAUUGCUUGUGGUUCAGCUACCCAAAGUCCGUCAGCUGCCAAAGGUGAGAGCAAAGCCGUCAGAGGAACCCUAAAACAGUCCAAACGCCCAGCUGCACGUAAACUUGCGCCCGAACCCAAACGUGCUCGUACAGCACAGGUGUCGUCUGAGGAAGAGGGGAAACCUAGGAGGAAGGCAAAGAGGUUAAAAAGUGAUUCUGAAGAUGAGCUGGGUGAUGCAACAGCACUCAAGAGCACUAGAGUCGGAUCAGUCAAGGACGGGCCGAGCAACGAGUCGGACAGCACCGGAUUGAUGGAGCGUGAUAAUGGGAAAAAGGGAGGAGGCAUCAGGGGAGCAAGUGCUCAAUCUGAAGAUUCGCAAACACAAGCAAAAGAUUCCAGUAACCUUCAGGUCGAUCAGGGACCCUCACAGAACACACAGCAAACGUCAAAGAUCACAGAGUCUAAAAGCAAAACAAGCACCAGUAAGGUGAAAAAACAGAGCCGGACGCCAUGUCCUUACGGCAGCUUCUGUUACAGGAAAAAUCCUGUACAUUUUCAGGAAUGCAAUCACCCUGGAGACAGUGACUAUGAGGAAGAGAAGACAGAAGAUGGUGAUGAUGAGAGGCCCAAGUGCCCAUAUGGAACCCACUGCUACAGGAAGAAUCCACUUCACAAGAAGGAGUACAAACACACUAAAUCUCCACCCAAGAGUUCUGCUGACGAUGAGGAUGAAGAUCAGUACCAAAACAGUUUUAUUAAUGAUGAAAGCGAGGAAGAAGAGGUGGGCGAUGACUCGGACUACGUGCCAGAGACAGACGACAGUAGAAAAGAGGACAUUAAAUGCCUGCAAAAAGAGGCACAAGCCUUUCUCCGGAGGAAGAAAUGACGCUAUUUUAUAAACCUAGUUUCUAUGUUUUUUUACUUUAAAAUGUCAGAUAACUUUUAUAGUUUUAAGCAUACCUUUAAUUUUUUAAUCUGCUGUUUCUCGUUUUCCAUUCUGUGAGUGUGUGAAUGUUUUCAACGAGUCUGCUUCUUUAUUAGAGACUAAGAUUAUUUACUCUUGUGUGUUUUUUUAUGCUGAUUGUUUAUUCCUAGGGGCUCGAUUGGACCAGAACAUUCUUUCCAGUCAUAGGAAAACACUAUUGCAUACGUAGAGAAAACCGUUCCCAUCACUAUACAGACUUUAUAGUUACAUUUGUAUUACACUAAUACAUUGAUCAAUAUUGGGUAACUUUACUUAACUGGCAAUGAUAAAUUAACAUGAUGGCUUUGGGAAUUUGGCCAAAAGAAGGUUUCCCUAUUCGUACGGGAUUAGCAUUACCUUGGGACCUCUAGUCAUUUGUAAUAAUUGCAGAGGUUGGCUGUGAUCUUAAAUCCUGUGCGAAUCGGCCAUGUCUGUAAUUUGUCAAGUAAAAAUUCCCCCACAAAUUACCUACAAUAUAUUGACGAACACCGAGGUCCUGUGAUAAUAUUAGUCCCGUGCGAAUCGGCAUCUCUGUGAUUUGGCAGGCUCAAAUAUCAUUUUUCAAGGUUUUAUCCACAGAUUGCGAAUAAUGGAGGCUGUUUUGAAGUGUUUUGAUAUUAUUUCGGGUGUUGGGUCAUAUCCAUACCUGCCAACACUGUCGAUUUGGCUGAGAGUCUCCCGUUUGUUUAUUUAUCAUGGAAAAUCUUGUAACAUUUGAGACCCGCGAUCGCAAUGAUCUUCUGUCCGGUUCGCUAUCACGGGUCUCAAAUGCUGACAGGUAAGGUCCUAUAUCAUUAAACACCAUACAAUUAUAGGCUUUACAAACUAUAAGCAAAGCCUUGCCAUCAAAUCUGGGAAAAAAGUCCGUAAAUUUGAUUAAAAUCACAGGCUUCACUAAUCCCGUGCGAAUGCGCCACAUGAAAUACAGAGGUGGGGAGGUCAUUUCUAAAUCACACGAGCUCCCCAGAUAAUACUAAUCCCGUGCGAAUAGGGCUCUUUUACAUUUUGCACCUCACUGUGUUUUGGAACAGAGCCUUUAAGCAAAUACAACACCUGUCUUCCAGCCAGGGUGUGCAGAGACCUUUAAAGGUCUCUGCACACCCUGGUGCUGCACACCCUGGUGCAGGUGCUCAAAGUGAAGUGACCUAUUUGUCAGAUAUGGUGACCCAUACCAGAAAUGUGACCUCUGCACUUAACCCUCUCUAGAGAGUAGUGAACACACGUACAUCCGGAGCAGUGGGCAGCUAUCACUGCAGCGCCCGGGGAGCAAGUAGGGGUAAGGUGCCUUACUCAAGGGCACCUCAGUCGUUACCCGCCGACCCUGAGAAUCAAACCUGCAACCUUCUGGUCACGAGUCCGACUCUCUAACCAUUAGGCUAUGACUGUGUAUACGUGUCUAUACGUGUAUCAAUACGGAUGCUUCUGUAAUUGAUAAAGCAGCAAAUGCCAUGAUGCUGUUUUGAAAAAGAAACAGAACAGAAAAAACCGUACUAAUGUUUAAAAGUUUUAAAAUAUUUUAGUUGCACCAAUUAACAUGCCUGGGAUUAGAAACUCAAGUGAAUAAAGUUGUCCAAACCUCAAAGGGAUAGUUCACCCAAAAAUGAAAAUUCUGUCAUCAUUUACUCACCCUCAGAUUAUUCCAAACCUGUGUAAAUGUUUUUGUUCUGUUGAACACAACAAAAGAUAUUUGGAAGAAUGACAAUAACCAAACAGAUCUCAUCCCCCAUUUACUGCCAUGGUAGGGAAAAUAAAUACUAUGGGAGUCAAUGGGAGGGUGAGAUCUAUCAAGUUACUGACAUUCUUCCAAAUAUCUUGGCUGAUGUUGAGGGGGCUGCUGGGGAUGUUGCUGUCUUUGCUGUUGUAGAAAAAAUAGUUUUGUCAUA